AUGCCGGGUGCUGAAGCGUCCCAAGGCGGAAAGCCUGCAUCACAUGGCAGCCCGUUUAAGAGACGCACUAACUCCGAGCGCUCGGCUUAUCAAGACCAUGACGAGAAUGACGGUGAUAUUCCGAGCGAGCAAAGACCUCUCCUCGGGCCCCGAAGAUCGUCAACUCUGAGAAACGAUAGCAGCUCAGUGACGAGCAACGGCGAUGCUGAAGAAGAGAUGUUGCGACAAAAACAAUCAGAGCCGCCGGUAUCAUGGAGGUCGAUACCGAACAAGGGCCAAUUGGCCAUGAUUGUGUUUGCGCGGCUGGCUGAGCCGUUGGCCGCCAGAUCGCUGACUUCGUAUCUGUUUUACCAGUUGCGAUGGUUUGACCCGGCGCUGCCCGACUCUGAAAUUGCCAGCCGGGCUGGACUUCUCACGGCGGCAUUCUCUGCAGCGCAGUGCGUCACUGCUAUGUUAUGGGGCCAUGCGGCCGACAGCCCACUGUUUGGGAGAAAGAGGGUUCUGCUUAUUGGGCUCCUGGGAACAUGUAUUUCUGCGCUCGGCAUGGGGUUUGCAACGUCUUAUGCAACAGCAGUCUUCUUCCGAUGUGUGCAGGGCGCCUUGAACGGCAAUAUUGGUGUGCUUAGGACCAUGGUCUCGGAGAUAAUCGUCGACAAGAGAUACCAGUCGCGCGCAUUCCUAUUGUUGCCCAUGUGCUUCAAUGUUGGUGUCAUUAUUGGGCCUCUCAUUGGGGGUUUCCUAGCAGACCCAAUUACGUCUCUACCGGACGUCUUUGGUCCAGGGUCUCUUCUAGGCGGGAAAGAUGGAGUGGCGUGGAUGCGACAGUAUCCUUACGCCCUGCCCAAUCUUGUUUGCGCCACGCUCUUGAUUAUAGCAACCAUUGGCGUGAUACUAGGUCUUGAUGAGACACAUCCGUUGUUGCGAUACAAGCCGGAUCCUGGACGAAGACUCGGAAGCCUGCUCUAUCGCACCAUGUUCAGCAAGGGCAGUUCCAAGAACACAAGUGACCACGAGUAUGAACCCCUUGCGACGAACAACGACCAAAAUCGACCUGAGAGCGAGGCUCUCGUCAUCGCGUCCGUAGAUGAAGAGGAAGAGGACGUGGAACAAGCGCCGCCGCCGCGUCCAAAGCCGGCAGUGGAAGAGAAAGCUCCUCUCCGCCGACUGUGGUCCCGAAACGUGAUCGUCACGCUUCUCCAACAUCAUGUCCAGACACUGCAUGUAUCGUCGUUCAAUACACUUCUCUUCACCAUGUUGCCCACUUCGCGGUCAUCCAACGAGAAUGCGCAUUAUCCAUUCCGGUUCACGGGUGGUCUGGGCAUGUCGUCGCGGGAUUUGGGAUUCGCCAACACCAUUAUUGGCUGUGUGGGCAUUCCUCUGCAGAUCCUGCUUUUCCCUUACCUGAGCGGGAAGCUGGGCAUCAAGGCAUCUUAUCGUCUUUUCCUAGCUUUCAGCGCUCUCGCCUACUUUGCCCUUCCGUAUCUGGUUCUCCUCCCCGACAAGGCAUCGAUCCUGUGGCCGUUUCUGUCGCUGGACCUGGUCUCCUAUGUAUUCUCCAGAGUAUUUGUAGGCCCCGCCACCAUCAUGCUGGUCAACGAAUGUGCUCCGCACCCAACUCUGCUGGGCACGGUUCACGGCGUGGCACAAAGUACCAGUAGUCUGGCGCGGAUGCUGGGGCCGACGCUUGCGGGUUUGCUGCUCGGUUGGGGAUUGCAAAACAAUUGCGUGGGGCUGCCGUUCUGGGUCAUCACGAUAUUGGCGGCUCUCAACUGGGGACUGAUCUUGUGGGUUCGAGACGUGCAUAUACCCAAAUAG
Pestalotiopsis fici W106-1 is the source of this 1815-nucleotide messenger RNA. RefSeq lists its product as uncharacterized. The transcript has a single exon. The record is from RefSeq and is a predicted model, not a curated record. Bases 1 to 1815 code for a protein of 604 amino acids. Gene Ontology annotation, molecular function: transmembrane transporter activity. Lineage: Eukaryota; Fungi; Ascomycota; Sordariomycetes; Amphisphaeriales; Sporocadaceae. Gene Ontology annotation, biological process: transmembrane transport.